AGGGUUUAAAAACAGAAAAGGAGGAAUCUUUAAAGGAACUGUGCACAUACAUGAAGCUCAAUCCUUUUCAGCUCCUAACAUCCAACUGCAGCAAAAGACGAGGAUUUCUCUGCAGGCAUACUAUAAUGUCUCCAUCAAGUUUAGAGCAUACAGAAAACUCCAGAGUUACAGUUAGAUCUCGGACCAAAAGGGAUUUACCUGAAAUGCGUCAAAGUGUCAACAGCAUUGAUGUUCUACUGAAGCAUGCACAAACACAACUGACUGUCAUGGAAACAACUGCAGGAGGGCCUAGUGAUACAGACAGGGACAGUUUUAUUGAUAUUUUGUUAAUAGGCACCCAACAACUGGACCGUACUUUUGCUUUAGCAAACCCUGACACCAUCGACUCCAUCAUCAAGUGUAGCAAAGCCAUCUUAAGUCUGUCAUUAGAAAAAUGUGGUUUUCAACACAACACAAAUAAAGGUUUGUUUGACAAGGUAUUUCAGAUCAUUAAAAUAGCUUCUCUGCUUGGGGUCAACACAACAACAGUCAACAAGUCACCAUCGGGCACCGUCUAUACAAGCGUCUACAAACCUACGAACCUCAACAAAGCAGUGCUGGGUUCAGAAGAAGAUGGGGGGAUAGUUAAGCUACCCUCGUUCUCAGCAAUGGAAUCAAGGAUUGGAAAGUACGACUCUGUUGUCGCACAGAUGGCUACAUUCUCAAGCAAUCCCUACCCUUCUACGGACAAUAUAACAGGAAAUGUUUGCAGCAUUUUACUCAGUGAUGGAAAAUCUGAGAUUAAGCUGGAUAAUCUGACAGAAAUGAUUGAGAUCUUUUUGCUCCGCCCCAAUAAUUCAGCUCUGACCAGCACCUCCGUUGUGUUGACUAAAGACAAAAAGUCAGUAUCUCAGCUUAAUGUCUCUGACCCUGAGAUGACCAUCUUAUUUAAUGCCAAACCCAGCAUCAAUGUGUCACUGGCUGUUUACUUGUCUUACGGAUCACCUCCCAACUCCACACAUUUCUACAACACAACCAUUUUGAGCCACACAGAGGACUAUCGCUGGUUGAUAACACCAGAGAUGUUACAGAACACCCCAGGGGUUUGGUAUGUGGACACCAGACUUGUAAAUUUCACAUUGGAAACAGAGGUGACGCUGACCAUCACCACAUACAUUAGCAAGUGCCUUUACUGGGACACUGUGAAACUGGAAUGGAGUAAAGAGGGUUGCAGGGUAGGGGGGAAAAGCACUCCAGAGAUGACACAUUGUCUGUGUAACCACCUGACUCUCUUUGGGAGCUCCUUCUUUGUGAUGCCAAACUAUGUUGAUGUAUCUCGCACAGCAGAGCUGUUUGCCACAGUGAACGAGAACUACGUGGUUUUGGCCUUAUUGUGUGCUUUCUAUGGUCUUUAUCUAUUCACACUGCUGUGGGCCUGUUAUGCUGACCGCAGAGCGAGCUCUAAGAGGAAGAUAACUCUGCUGGAGGACAAUCACCCAGGAGCUCAGUACAAGUACCUGAUUGGGAUCCAGACGGGACAUCGCAGAGGCGCCGGCACUUCUGCUAAUGUCACUGUGAACCUGAUUGGCACAGAAACAGAGAGUACCAUACACACCCUCACCGAUCCAGACAAGCCGGUGUUUGAGAGAGGAUCUUUCGAUAUAUUCCUUUUGUGCACGCCCUUCCCACUGGGAGAACUGAAAAACCUUCGCCUGCAGCAUGACAACUCGGGAGGUCACCCAUCAUGGUAUGUUAGCAAAGUGACCAUACAGGACCUUCAAACAAAAAAUGUUUGGCACUUCUUCUGUAACUGCUGGCUGAGUUCUGACCAAGGAGAUGGCAUGACCAAGAAAACUUUCAAUGCUGCCAAAAGCAAUGAGAUUGCCAGCUUCAGGAACAUUUUCCAGAGCCGAACAUCGACCGGUUUUAGGGAUGAACACAUCUGGGUGUCCAUCGUGGAUCCUCCCUCUCGCAGCCCCUUCACACGAGCUCAGAGGGUUUCUUGCUGCAUGAGCCUGCUCCUGUGCACCAUGGCCAUCAACAUCGCCUUCUGGAACAUUCCUGUAGAUCCAAAUUCUCCUGUGCUCUUCUCACUAGGGUCCUUACAGAUGAGUUGGCAGGAUGUCAUGGUUGGUGUGCAGAGUGGUCUCCUCAUGUUCCCAAUAAAUAUCCUCAUCAUAACCAUUUUCCGAAGCAUCCGACCUCGCAUUGUUUCAAAAUCCAAAAAAGACGACCCUGAUGAGAUAUUCAAACCUCCCUCUGUCACCAUACCAACUAUUCUGAAGGAAACCGAGCAGGUAAUUUCUCUGGUGAGCAUGAAUCCCAGGAACAAGAUGUCCGAGAUACUCAGGCUAGAGGCUUCCUAUGACCUCUUACCAGCUUUGAACAGGCUUCACAUGCUUAUCCAGUAUAUACAAGGUGAGAGUGAGAGCGACAAUCACUGGGUCUACUGUAGCAAGUUCCUCCUGGCAGCUCUGUGCCACCUCCUCAUGAACCUGGAAAAACUGGAUGCAAAGAACUUCUCAAGUCAGGAUGAGUACCAGCAGGUUCUCAAUACCACCAACCUGCUGGUCCGUAAGGCUGAGAUGGUCUUCAGCAGUCACCUGGCCAACUGCCCACAACCUGUGAGGAAGAAGAAAAAGACACCAACAGGUUUCAAGCUGCCCUGGUGGUGUGUAUUCAUUGGCUGGUUCCUGUUGGUCUCCAUCAGUGGGAUAUCCACGUACUUCACCCUGUUGUAUGGCUUUCAGUACGGCAAAGAGAAAUCCAUUAAGUGGGCCUUGUCUUUGGGCCUGUCCCUUUUUGAGAGCAUCUUCAUACUGCAGCCUCUGAAGGUGAUAGGUGUUGCUGUGUUCUUCGCCCUCCUGCUGAAACCUGUGGCUGUGGAGGAGACUGAAGAAGCAGCACAGGUGCUGUUAGAGCAACAAGACAGAUGCAGGCGGUACACCGGCAGAGAUGUGCUGUGAGGAUGCAACACUUUACCAGACAGGCCGUGUUCUGCAUGAACCAUCAUCACGCCUGCUUUUCUUCAACACAUGCUACUCUAGAAACGUUAAAAAACACGUUCUGAUGUUGGCAUAUGUACAGAAUCUUUCUUUAGUGGGGAGACACAGUUAAUGGGUAAUGAAAUGACUGAUUACAUAUGUAAAGAUGUUGAUAAUUAUGUAUCUUUAUUGAUGGAAACAAAUGAUGCUCAAGGCUUGUCACAGCUCUGUCAUUAGUUUCUAGAGGUGAAACCUUUUCAAUCCUAUAAACAUAAUGAAUAAAGUAAUAAAAUAGUAGCUUGUUUACAGAAUCUAUAUAUUACAGAGUAUAUUUUAACAUAGUUUUACAUAAUUGAAGCUGAUCUGUUGCAAAAUUGUUUUAAAUUGUGUAAAAAAAAACUUUUAAAUUAAACAUUUGUCUUAUUUUAGUUUGGAAAUGUAAAACUUUAUAAAUCCAUCAUUUUGGCAAAAAAAUGCUCAGUAAGCAAAAAUAAAAAUUUUAGAAAAUCCUGUUUCUGUCAGCAUGCAUCAAAGUGAGUUACUUUAAAUGAAAGUACACUGUGGACAGGGCGAGGGUACGCUUAUGUAAUUGCACAUAUGGGAACUGAUGGAUAAUUGAUCACAUUUUUUAUUUCACUUCCACCCAUGGAAUACAUGCUGAAAAGGGGAUGUUGCACUUUUUGUAUCAUUGGUGGGUUCUUCUGUAAGAUUCAGUUUGCCCUCUCUGAAUGAUUUAUAUGGCAGGCGUAACUACGUUUUUGUCUUUGUUUUUAGUUUGGAAACACGUCUCUCUUGUAAUCAUUUUAAUAUUCUGUUAGUUUGUGAUUUUAGCAUGAUCACAAAGUUCCUUUUCUUCCUUUUUAUUGACUAAUAUUGGAUGUGUGAAUUUAAAUAAAUUUAUUUCUGCUCAA
Girardinichthys multiradiatus is the source of this 3874-nucleotide messenger RNA. It is a transcript of the gene pkd1l3, whose product is annotated as polycystic kidney disease 1-like 3. Gene Ontology annotation, cellular component: membrane. The transcript has 22 exons. NCBI's taxonomy places the organism in Eukaryota, Metazoa, Chordata, Actinopteri, Cyprinodontiformes, Goodeidae. Gene Ontology annotation, biological process: detection of mechanical stimulus. Gene Ontology annotation, molecular function: calcium channel activity; protein binding. The record is from RefSeq and is a predicted model, not a curated record. The coding region runs from base 51 to 2945 and encodes 964 amino acids.